This is a messenger RNA of Vicia faba (fava bean), 1908 nucleotides long. Lineage: Eukaryota; Viridiplantae; Streptophyta; Magnoliopsida; Fabales; Fabaceae. The record is from the annotation of a GenBank genome assembly.
AUGGAGAGAGGAGCGACAAAGAAGAAAUCACCACCUCUCUCUUUGGAGCAAUUCAUCUCUAUCACUGCCCCUCUUCUCGAUUUGGAAAAGGAGGCUGAGAUAUCAAGUUCAAUCGCCACUGGUGCGUCCAGAAAUUUGGAUACUGCUCAAAAGAGAGGAUCAACAAUCCUCAAUUUGAAGUGUGUCGAUGUUCAGACAGGGCUUAUGGGAAAGUCUCUGAUCGAGCUCCAAUCUACAAAAACAGACGUUCUUCCUGCACACAAGUUUGGUACUCAUGAUGUUGUUGUUUUAAAACUCAACAAGGCUGAUUUAGGUUCUCCCGCCCUUGGGCAAGGUGUAGUUUACAGAUUGAAGGACUCAUCAAUUACUGUUGCUUUUGAUGAUAUACCAGAAGAUGGCUUAAACAGUCCCCUAAGGCUGGAAAAAGUCGCAAAUGAGGUGACAUAUCACAGGAUGAAAGAUGCAUUAGUACAGUUGAGUAAAGGUGUGCAUAAGGGUCCUGCUUCUGAUCUAAUCCCUGUCUUGUUUGGGGAGAGGCAACCAACAGUGUCCAAGAAGGAUGUAUCCUUCACAUCCGUUAAUAGAAAUCUUGAUCAUUCUCAGAAAGAUGCAAUUUCAAAAGCCCUAUCCUCGAAGAAUGUUUUUUUGCUACACGGACCUCCUGGAACGGGAAAAACCACAACAGUUGUGGAAAUUAUAUUACAAGAAGUAAAACGUGGAUCUAAGAUUCUCGUUUGUGCUGCCUCAAAUAUUGCUGUUGACAACAUCGUUGAGCGGCUAGUUCCACACAGAGUUAAGCUGGUGAGGAUUGGUCAUCCUGCACGUUUAUUGCCCCAAAUACUGGACAGUGCACUGGAUGCUCAGGUACUGCGAGGAGAUAAUAGUGGCCUUGCAAAUGACAUUCGGAAAGAAAUGAAGGUAUUGAAUGGAAAGCUGUUAAAAACCAAAGAAAAAAAUACAAGGAGGGAAAUACAGAAGGAACUUAGGACUCUAUCGAGAGAAGAGCGGAAAAGGCAGCAGCUUGCUGUUACAGACGUAAUUAAAACUGCAGAUGUAAUAUUAACUACCCUGAUUGGGGCUUUCACUAAGAAACUUGAGCGCACUUCAUUUGAUUUGGUGAUUAUCGACGAAGCUGCUCAAGCGCUUGAGAUAGCAUGUUGGAUACCCCUGCUAAAGGGUACAAGAUGUAUACUUGCUGGAGAUCAUCUUCAACUUCCUCCAACCAUUCAAAGUGUUGAAGCUGAGAAGAAGGGCUUAGGAAGAACCCUCUUCGAACGACUUGCAGAACUGUAUGGAGAGGAAGUCACAUCUAUGCUCACCGUCCAGUAUCGUAUGCAUCAACUUAUCAUGGAUUGGUCUUCUAAAGAGCUUUACAACAGUAAGGUUAAGGCUCAUCCAAGUGUUGCUGCACAUACGCUAUAUGAUCUUGAGAAUGUGAAGAGGACAUCUUCAACUGAACCAACCAUUCUUCUCAUAGACACAACUGGAUGUGAUAUGGAAGAAAAGAAAGAUGAAGAAGACAGCACCCUUAAUGAAGGAGAAUCUGAAGUUGCUAUAGCUCAUGCAAAGCGAUUAGUGCAAAGCGGGGUGCUUCCUUCUGAUAUUGGAAUCAUUACCCCAUAUGCUGCUCAGGUUGUUUUACUCAAGAUGUUGAAGAACAAGGAGAACUCGCUGAAGGAUAUUGAAAUCUCAACAGUUGAUGGUUUCCAGGGAAGGGAGAAGGAAGCCAUUAUUAUAUCAAUGGUUCGAUCAAAUUCAAAAAAAGAGGUGGGUUUUCUGAGUGAUCGCAGGCGAAUGAAUGUGGCCGUGACACGAGCAAGAAGACAAUGCUGUAUUGUCUGUGACACUGAGACAGUCAAGUGCAUCCGAGUACCAGAAUUAGUAGGCGAAAUUCCCCAAGGAGGUUGA